Messenger RNA from Triticum aestivum (bread wheat), 658 nucleotides. RefSeq names its product nuclear transcription factor Y subunit B-1-like. NCBI's taxonomy places the organism in Eukaryota, Viridiplantae, Streptophyta, Magnoliopsida, Poales, Poaceae. The coding region runs from base 59 to 388 and encodes 109 amino acids. The record is from RefSeq and is a predicted model, not a curated record. The transcript has 2 exons.
AUCACAAGUUCACAACGCACACACUGAGUAAGUGUGUAAGUAAGUGACAGAUUGAACAAUGGGAGGGCGCGGCAAGAAGCGUGGUGGUGCGAAGGGGGCCGGCCGUGAGGGCAACGGGGAGAAGCCGGCGUCGGACGGGAGCAGCGCGGUGCCGACGGCCAACGUCGUGCCCGUGACAAGGCGGGUGCAGCCGUCGAACGUCAAGAUCGCCGAGUCCGCGAAGCAGCUCACCCACGACUGCGCGGCCGAGUUCGUUUUCAGCCGCAGGGCGCGCCCUCCUGCGCGGCCGGCGAUGACGGCGGCCGUGUCGCCUGGCGCACCAGUGUUCACCGACGAGGAGCUGGAGUUCCUCCAGUCGGUAAUUCCUCCGCCGCCGGGCGGAUAUUAGCGGUGCGGCGGGCAAGCUGGUCGGCCACAGGCGCAGGCGCUACCACCUGCGGGGCAUGGCUAUAAAUGUUGUGUUGUUUUGCUUGAAGAAAAAUCCCGAUGUAUCCAAUAAGACAAUAAUACAUACAUCGGUCCCAAAUUACUUGUCUUAAAUUUUUCUAGAUACGGAUGUAUCGAACAUUAAAACAUGUCUAUAUAUAUCCGUAUCUAGAUAAAUGUAAGACAACUAAUUUAGGACGAAGUGAGGGAGUACUAAUGACAUAUUCAGAAC